AUGGAGUUGUUGAUCGAACUCUGCGAUCUGAUCGCUCACAGGCCUUCGCAGUUUGCUGAUAAAUUGGCUUGGAUUUGUGGCCGAUGUCCACCAGUUGAAUUUUUGAGGGUUUCGGGGUCACAGCUUCAUGCAGUACUCGCCACCGCCAAUUUCGGCGACAUGAUGCCCAAACCGGCAGUCCUAGGGCUUUUUAGUGAGUUGUCUUCGGAUUUUGCCAUGGCCGUUGUGGAGUAUACAGGAGGGAUUGUGAUGUCGGCGAUUAACAAUGUCAGUGGAGAUUUGGGGGUUUCAAGGGUUUUCUUGAAUGCUCUGUCGCAGAAUUUUCCUCCAAUUCUUCCUUCCCAUGCAAACAAAUCAGUGUCCACUCUUCUGGAUCGAUUUGAAAUUUCGGUUCCUAGUUCACCGAGGGAGCUAGUUUCGAUGACACCUGAAGCGUCAUCGUCUCAGAGUUCGCCGCUCAGUGCAAACCAUUAUCAAUCAAAUAAGAGAACCAGUCCAGGAAACGAGGUCAGCAAUGCCUCUGGUUCUUCGAGCGGCGAGGCUUCAAGGGUUACAGAUGAGGCAACCAGUGCAUUGUCGUCGAAAGGAUUGGUGAUGAAUGGGGGCUGCCUUGUGUGGAAGAGCAAUUUGAAUAUAUAUGGUGCUGGUGUUGGUUCAAUGAUGGAGGAGGCGGCGGUUCUGCGACGUACAAGCGAGUGGUAACUUCUUUUGAGGAAGAGCCUUCAACAACAGGAGAUUGCUUUCAAGCUGAUUGGGCACACAUUGGAUAAAGUCCAGAUUGAUCUUAAGCUUUUGGAACAAGUGAGGGCCAUCGCAAAGGAGCAACUCCAAUCAAUGUUGGCUUUCCUAAAGGUAAAAUUCAUGGGUAUCGACCCUUUUGGUUUCAUGUUUUAUUGACGUCUUGAUGAAAAAAUUAUAUAGAUGAAUGAAAAAGCUGGUAAAAAUGUUUGGCUUUGUUGGCACAUGAGGAAGCGUGACUGGACUGAACAGGGAUAGUUACUGAAAGUUAUAAUCAAUACAAAGCUGUCGGUUUACCAAGCUGCAG
Messenger RNA from Ilex paraguariensis (yerba mate), 1045 nucleotides. The record is from the annotation of a GenBank genome assembly. NCBI's taxonomy places the organism in Eukaryota, Viridiplantae, Streptophyta, Magnoliopsida, Aquifoliales, Aquifoliaceae.